UUACGGAUUGAAUGUCAACUCGAGAUGGCGUUGAGUUGUGCCCAUUUGAGCGAGUACAAGACCUCCCGCGGUCUCAAACCCUUUCAAACAAUAUACUUCUAUUUUUUCUCGUGCUCAACGUCUAGAGCUCGAGCCGUGAAGGCGGAAUAUUGGAAGUGUAUGUCGUGCGAUUCUUGCGCCCCCAGACUGCACUGUUGCCUCUAUUGUGUUCAUUUUGCUUGCAACGUUCACAAACACAUACACAAACAUUUUGCCGAGUCGGAACACGGGCUGGCGGUGGAUUUAACGGUCGGGAGUGUAUACUGUUUUCUCUGCAAAAAGUUUGUGUAUGACACUGACGUGGAGUCUGUAGCGAGAGCGAAGGCGGACGAAGCAUGGAGACGGACGGGGUUAGGUGGGAUACAACACAUCUAUUGGGAGCCAACAAAAGAAGAGUUAGACUUAUUAAGAAAGUAUUCCAAACGAAGGAAAGUUUCAAGCAUGUCAACAUUAGGUCUUCGUGGGUUGCACAAUUUGGGCAAUACUUGUUUCAUGAAUUGUAUUAUUCAGGCUUUGGUACACAGUCCCAUGUUGAGAAAUUACUUUCUGGCCGAUCUACACGUGUGUCACAUGUCGACUGAUAAGCAAAAUAAGAGUCAAUGUCUUGUGUGUGAAUUGUCGGUAUUAUUCCAAGAAUUCUACAAUGGAGAAUGUUCACCAUAUAUCCCCUAUCGAUUUCUUCAUUUAGUCUGGCAGAAUGCCAGACAUCUUGCGGGCUAUGAACAACAAGAUGCACAUGAAUUUUUAAUGGCUGCUCUUGAUAUCCUUCACCAACACAGCAGGAAUGGAGUCAAUGGUAUUUCUAAUGGGGAAGGCGAAGGCUCAAGCGAGAGCAUUAUUGAAUGCCUUUGUACUGGAGAUCUUCAAUCGGACGUUAUAUGUCAGCAGUGUCGAUCUGUAUCUACCACAGUGGAUCCAUUCUGGGAUAUCUCUCUCGACUUGGGUAACAUUCCAGUGGUUAGCAGGAACGUAAGCAAAAUGACAGCGACCGCCACCAUUUCUUCUCCAACCAAAAGCAGCCCAACACCAUUUGCGUUUGGGUCUUCAGCAUCCAGUGGAAAGUGUUCAGUGUCCGCCCCUCCUGUGCUGUCGCCUACCAGUCGAAUUCCAAACACGUUGCUAGAGUGUCUGGAACGGUUCACUCACCCUGAAAGGCUUGGUAGUGAAGCACUGAUAAAGUGCAGAACGUGUGGAACGUACCAGGAGUCAACGAAGCAGCUUACGAUGAAGAAAGUACCGACUGUUGUCUGUUUUCAUUUUAAGCGCUUUGAACAUGGGAAGACAUCUAGAAAAAUCUCCAGAUUCAUACUAUUUCCUCUCGAAAUUGACAUGACUCCUUUCAUGUCUCCAAGUAGGGAUGCUGAUACAAAGUGUACGUUACAUGACAAUCACAACAGAUAUUCUCUCUUUGCUGUCGUGAAUCACAGCGGCACUAUGGAUACCGGUCAUUACACAUGCUACGUUCGUCACAACAAAGACCAGUGGUAUAAAUGUGAUGAUCCGUGGAUUACCAAAGCAAACACAUCCGAUGUGCUUCACAGUGAAGCUUAUCUACUUUUCUACCACAAGAAAAUUCUUGAGUACGAGUAAACAAAAACAAAACAAAAACGUAUAACAAAGACUUAAGUUGAUGACUGUUGUUGAACGUUGUGUACAAUCUGCAUGCAUUCUAGUACGUCACGUGGUGAUAUCAAGUGGAAAUCGCAUGCACUGGCUAGAUGCAGAGCUAAA
Molecule: messenger RNA, 1770 nt
Organism: Corticium candelabrum
Lineage: Eukaryota; Metazoa; Porifera; Homoscleromorpha; Homosclerophorida; Plakinidae
Product: ubiquitin carboxyl-terminal hydrolase 22-like
Exons: 14
Coding region: 25-1629 (534 amino acids)
Biological process (GO): protein deubiquitination
Molecular function (GO): zinc ion binding; cysteine-type deubiquitinase activity
Source: RefSeq, a predicted model, not a curated record